Molecule: messenger RNA, 450 nt
Organism: Guillardia theta CCMP2712
Lineage: Eukaryota; Cryptophyceae; Pyrenomonadales; Geminigeraceae
Exons: 3
Coding region: 1-450 (149 amino acids)
Cellular component (GO): cuticular extracellular matrix
Molecular function (GO): structural constituent of collagen and cuticulin-based cuticle
Source: RefSeq, a predicted model, not a curated record
AUGAAACACAUCAAGGCUUCGCUCAGACACGAGGAGCGCUUGAAGGAACAGUUGGAUGAGAAGAUUGAUAGCAUCCAAGAGUCGAACCAGGAGCUGGAAGCCGCUCUGAAGAGAAUUGAGGAUGAAUCUCCCCCGCCGGGCCCUGAAGGGCCUCCUGGAUUCCCCGGACCUCGUGGCAUGAGAGGAUUACCCGGCAUCCCUGGAAGCUUGCUUCCAGGCGCACCUGGAAUCCGAGGCCCACCAGGCCCACCAGGCCUUCCGGGCUCCAGGGGUCCUCAGGGACCUCCAGGAGUCACCGGGUCCCCGGGUCGUCAGGGCCCUCCGGGUAUGAACGGAGCAAAUGGAUUGCCCGGCGCAAUGGGUGCACCGGGGGUUGAGGGGGUUAAGGGACCGCAAGGAAUGCCGGGACUGAGAGGAAAGAACGGCAUUCCGGGUGAGCACGAGCUCUGA